Onychomys torridus (southern grasshopper mouse) is the source of this 3047-nucleotide messenger RNA. It is a transcript of the gene Ddx4, whose product is annotated as DEAD-box helicase 4. The record is from RefSeq and is a predicted model, not a curated record. Lineage: Eukaryota; Metazoa; Chordata; Mammalia; Rodentia; Cricetidae. Gene Ontology annotation, cellular component: nucleus; P granule. Gene Ontology annotation, molecular function: RNA helicase activity; ATP binding; RNA binding. Gene Ontology annotation, biological process: cell differentiation; gamete generation. Bases 255 to 2432 code for a protein of 725 amino acids. The transcript is spliced from 22 exons.
GAGGCGGGGUCGCUGAGCAGGUGCACGAACGUCUGUCUGGUCUGCUGUGUCCUGUUCUCCGCCUGAAGAACCUAGGAAGAGAGUAGAGAAACGAUCUCUUGCGGAGUUUUAUAGCAUCACAGGCCACGUGAGAACAAAGACGGUGUGGCUGACGUCCCUGGUGACUUUAUUCUCAGGCUUUCCUGGCUCAGGUUAUGUUGUGAUCACGCCACUGUGGAUACUGAGGAAAGCUGGGGUGAGAACCUGUAGCUACCAUGGGAGAUGAAGAUUGGGAAGUGGAAAUCCUCAAACCUCACAUGUCUUCCUACAUUCCUGUAUUUGAGAAGGAUAAAUACUCUUCUGGAGCGAAUGGAGACACUUUUAACAGGUCUUCAUCAGAAAUGGAAGAUGGGCCUUCUGGAAGAGAUCAUUUCAUGAGAAGUGGAUUUUCCUCUGGAAGAAAUUUGGGAAACAGAGAUAUUGGCGAGUCUAGUAAAAGAGAGAACACACCUCCAGCUGGGAGCUUUGGAAGAGGAAAGGGUUUUGGAAACAGAGGUUUUUUAAAUAACAAGUUUGAAGAAGGUGAUAGCUCUGGUUUCUGGAAAGAGUCUAAUAAUGACUGUGAAGACAAUCCAACUCGGAACAGAGGCUUUUCCAAGAGAGGCGGCUAUCAAGAUGGAAAUGAUUCAGAAACUUCAGGGCCAUUCAGAAGAGGUGGAAGAGGUAGUUUCCGAGGUUGCCGUGGAGGAUUUGGUCUAGGAAGACCAAAUAGUGAAUAUGACCAAGAUCAGGGGACACAGCGUGGUGGUGGCCUUUUUGGUUCUAGAAAACCAGCAGCAAGUGAUUCAGGUAAUGGCGACACUUACCAAAGCAGAAGUGGAAGUGGACGAGGUGGUUACAAAGGGUUAAAUGAAGAAGUAGUGACAGGCUCUGGAAAGAAUUCAUGGAAGUCAGAAGCUGAAGGAGGAGAAAGCAGUGAUAUUCAAGGUCCAAAAGUGACAUAUAUACCCCCUCCUCCACCCGAGGAUGAGGAUUCCAUCUUUGCACAUUAUCAGACAGGCAUAAACUUUGAUAAAUAUGAUUCCAUACUUGUAGAAGUAUCUGGACAUGAUGCACCACCAGCAAUUUUGACUUUUGAAGAAGCUAAUCUCUGUCAAACCCUGAAUAACAACAUUGCAAAAGCUGGCUAUACCAAGCUUACUCCUGUGCAGAAAUACAGCAUCCCCAUUGUGUUAGCAGGACGAGAUCUGAUGGCUUGUGCUCAAACAGGGUCUGGGAAGACUGCAGCUUUUCUCUUGCCGAUUUUGGCUCAUAUGAUGCGGGAUGGAAUAACUGCCAGUCGCUUUAAAGAGUUGCAGGAACCGGAGUGUAUUAUUGUAGCACCAACUCGAGAAUUGAUUAACCAAAUUUAUUUGGAAGCCAGAAAGUUUUCUUUUGGGACUUGUGUGAGAGCUGUUGUCAUAUAUGGAGGAACCCAGUUUGGUCAUUCAAUCCGACAGAUAAUGCAAGGCUGUAACAUACUAUGUGCUACUCCAGGGAGGCUGAUGGAUAUUAUAGGUAAAGAGAAGAUUGGUCUCAAACAAGUCAAGUACUUAGUUUUGGAUGAAGCUGAUCGAAUGUUGGAUAUGGGUUUUGGACCAGAAAUGAAGAAGUUAAUUUCUUGUCCGGGAAUGCCAUCAAAGGAACAACGCCAAACUCUUUUAUUUAGUGCAACUUUUCCAGAAGAAAUCCAGAGGUUGGCUGGGGAGUUUUUAAAGUCGAAUUAUUUGUUUGUUGCUGUUGGACAAGUGGGUGGAGCUUGCAGAGACGUUCAGCAAACCAUUCUUCAAGUUGGCCAGUAUUCAAAAAGAGAAAAACUUGUUGAGAUUCUACGAAACAUAGGUGAUGAAAGAACUAUGGUUUUUGUUGAAACCAAGAAAAAAGCAGAUUUUAUUGCAACUUUUCUUUGUCAAGAAAAAAUAUCAACUACAAGUAUUCAUGGUGAUCGGGAACAGAGGGAGAGAGAGCAAGCUCUUGGAGAUUUUCGCUGUGGAAAGUGCCCAGUUCUUGUUGCUACUUCAGUAGCUGCCAGAGGGCUUGAUAUUGAAAAUGUUCAACAUGUUAUCAAUUUUGAUCUUCCUUCUGCCAUUGAUGAAUAUGUUCAUAGGAUUGGGCGUACUGGGCGUUGUGGAAAUACUGGCAGAGCAAUUUCUUUUUUCGAUACUGAAUCUGAUAAUCAUUUAGCACAACCUCUAGUUAAAGUACUAUCAGACGCUCAACAGGAUGUUCCUGCAUGGCUAGAAGAAAUUGCCUUUAGUACAUAUGUACCUCCUGGUUUCAAUAAUAGCACAAGAGGAACUGUGUUUGCAUCUGUCGACACUAGGAAGAAUUACCAGGGCAAGAACACUUUGAAUACAGCAGGGAUUUCUUCUUCACAAGCUCCCAAUCCAGUCGAUGACGAGUCAUGGGAUUAAAGCAAACAAGCAUACCUCAAGUCUGAUAGUUUUGAUGCAGAGAAGAAAACAGUUUUUAUUUUUAAAAUUUUAACAGAAGUGUGAAACCUGAUAUUCUUAUAUCUCCUGUUCUUCUGUUCUUACUCCAAACCCUUAAAAAAAAAUAACCAUCUUCAUUGAUUAGUUAUGUGAGAUGCUGAAAGUUACAACAUUGCAGUUACUGAUACAAAUGCUGUUAACUGAAGACAUUAAAGCAUUCUAAAUAUUUUGCUUAUUCCUAGAAUAUUCUUCAGAAAGUUAAGACAUGUUUCAUGUCCAAGUGCUAAGUCUUAGUAUAGUGUUUAUGAUCUUAUAAAACAAACAACAGGAUAUGAUGUAAGUUUGGUUAAUUAUUGGGUCUAAUUUCUACUUGAUCCUCUAAAAGAAUAGUGUGUGGGUACAAUGUAAUAACAUGAUUUUCAUGAAACAGUUGAGACUGAAGCCUUUCAAAGUUAUUUGAUUUUUAGAUCAUCAGUCAUGUAAUGAAAAUGGUUCAGUUUGCAAUGUGAGUCCUGUACUUGGUGGUAUGACAAAUGUUUGCUUUUAUAACAUACAGAUUUUCCUUGGAAAUAAAAGAUGAAACACAUUUCCCCCUAA